Cavia porcellus (domestic guinea pig) is the source of this 3892-nucleotide messenger RNA. RefSeq names its product single stranded DNA binding protein 1 (gene Ssbp1). Gene Ontology annotation, cellular component: mitochondrial nucleoid. Gene Ontology annotation, molecular function: single-stranded DNA binding. The record is from RefSeq and is a predicted model, not a curated record. The transcript has 7 exons. Bases 221 to 682 code for a protein of 153 amino acids. Gene Ontology annotation, biological process: mitochondrial DNA replication; positive regulation of helicase activity. NCBI's taxonomy places the organism in Eukaryota, Metazoa, Chordata, Mammalia, Rodentia, Caviidae.
GGUGAGGCGGCCUGACGCGUCAGGCGAAGGAGGGAAGAAAGAAUCGCGCGAGUGGUGUGUCGGGUCAGGUUGCCGAUCUGCGUAGGUCGGGAGAUGGUGCCUCAAGAGCGUCAGACCUUUCUCUUCUCCUUCGUGCGGAGGACUUUGGAGUUUCCUCCGGCUCUCCUGCAUUAUCGGGAAGAGUCCAAAGAUUAGAUUGUAAAAAAAGAAAAUAGGAGCCAUGCUUUUUCGAAGACCUGUGUUACAGGUGAUUCGUCAGUUUGUAAGAUAUGAAUCUGAAGUAGUCAGCAGUUUGGUUCUUGAAAGAUCACUGAAUCGCGUGCAGUUGCUUGGGCGAGUGGGUCAGGACCCUGUCAUGAGACAAGUGGAAGGAAAAAAUCCGGUCACCAUAUUUUCUCUAGCAACAAAUGAGAUGUGGCGAACAGGGGAUAAUGAAACAUACCAGAUGGGUGAUGUCAGUCAAAAGACGACAUGGCAUCGAAUAUCAGUAUUUCGGCCAGGUCUAAGAGAUGUAGCGUAUCAGUAUGUGAAAAAGGGGUCUCGAGUUUUCGUGGAAGGAAAAGUAGACUAUGGUGAAUACAUGGAUAAAAAUAAUGUAAGACGACAAGCAACAACAAUCAUAGCUGUUGAAACAGAAAAGAGACACAGAAAAGAGGGAUGUAUAAAGUUUGAAGAAGAUUAAGAAAAUAGCAGAGUUUUCAAACUUCAGGAAAAGAAUUUUGAAAGCAGUAUAACCCUUUGACCUCUACAUAGGCUUUGAGAAGAGUUUUUCAAUGUGAAAUUAUUAUGCUUUGUUUGGAGUAGUGAACUGUAAGUACUCUAGCAAUUUGAUAACCACCAUCUUAUUAAAAAUACAUAAAUAAGUGCUUCAACAUUUGAAAUGUUUGUAUUCCCUUUUUUGGAACUUGUUUUACUAUUUUUAUUUCUUCCUCAAAAGUGUAUUUUAGGCCAGGUGUGGUGGCACAUGCCUGUAAUCCCAGCACUUAGGAGACUGAGGCAGGAGAAUUGCUACAAGUUUGAGGUUAGACUGGUCUACAAAGUGAGUCCAAGGCCAGUCUAAGCUGCAUAGUGAAACUCAAAGACAAGAAGCAUUUUUUAUUUUUGGUUAUAGCAAAAAUACAAUCAUUCUUUUAUAUCGCUAGAGGAUUGGUUCCAGGAUCUCCUACUGUAUAGUAUUUCCAUAUAAGCUACGCAUAUGUCCCCAUAUGCUUUAAGUCAUCUCUAGAUAAUACCUAAAAGUAAAGUAAUAGCAUUAUCAGUGUAAAGUCUGUGCAGUUGUUUAUUGCAUCAUUUAGUGAAUGAUGGCAAGGUAAAGUCUACAUGCACAGUGCAGACGGCAAUUAUUUUCAGAUAUUUUUGAUACAUCUUUGGUUGAAUUUGUGGAUAUGUACCCUAUUCGAUAUUGAGGACUGAUUGUACAUAAAAGAAAUUUUAAAGUAUUUUUUAAAAAUUCUGGGGCUGGGGAUUUAGCUCAGCGGCAUAAGCGCCUGCCUUGCAAGCAGGCAGUCUUGAGUUCGAUCCCCGGUACCGAUAAAAAGGAAAAAGACCAAAAAAAAAAAAAAAAAAUUCUGAGGCAGGCUUUAAAUGAUAUAUUUAUGAGUUAUCGUUACAGUUGCUUUUGUACCUAAGUGAGACCACUUUCAAUAUAUUAACAUAAAACUAAAAUUUUAUUGGAAAUACAUCUUUUAAUGAGAUAAAUCGAUGAUGAACCUUUUAACGCUUUCAAUGAUAUAAACAGCCUGCUAUAGUACAGAUGCCAUAGGUUUGCCACCAGUUAGAUGGUGCCUUAUUUUUUGGAUAAAUUGCUAAAAUUAGGCAUUAUUAAGCCUUAAUUUUUGUUAUUUUGUUUGUUUUUAUUGAUAUGAAAUCAAGAAACCUUAUUUUUAGGAAAAAGUGAGUAGAAAUGAAUAGCUGGGCAUGGGGGUGCCUGCCUAGAGUCCUAGCACUGAUGCGGGAGGAUCCCUGUGAUUCUCAGUCUCAGGUACAUAAUGAGUUAAAGGCCAGCCUGGGCUAUAUAGCAUAAACUUGUCUCCAAAAAAACCUGUCUUACAGUAAUAUCACUGUUUGUAUAUUACUGAGAUUUGCUCAAAUUAUUAUUGUUAUUUUAUUGUGGAAAAUGUCAAACAUACAUAAAAUGUAGAGGGGUUAGUAAAAAAUGAGCCUCCAUCAUUCAGAUUCAUCGGUUAACAAAUGAUGGACCUGUGUUGUUGUUGUUCUUCUUUUUGAGACAGGCUGUUCCUAUAUAGUGCUGGGAUUAUUUGAAAUAAAUGUCAGAUGUUGUUUGGUUUCAGUAGAUGUCUCUGAGAGAUGAGGCAUCUUUUCGAAAAUUUGAGUAUAAUGCUGUUAUCACAGUAUAAUGCUGUAUUAAGAUAUUAUUGUUGCCUGGCAACUCAGUUGAUCUAGCAAGGUCCUAAGUUCAGUUCCCAGUACCCAAAAAGAAAAAAAAGAUACUAGAUUUUUUUGAUUAUUUCACAAACACGUAUAUAUUAUGUCAUAGGCAUCUUAGGUCUCACAAUUGACGUUUUCCUUUUAUAUUCAUCUUACUGUUUGUUCCAGAGUUCAUAUCUUAAGCCAGUGUACAUAUUGAUGUUAUAGUUUUUGUAAACAAUAAUCAUGUCUUCUAAUGAUUUCUUUGAAAGUAUAUUAAUCUUAAAAACCAACAUACAUGUUUUCCUGCCCUCUUUAUUUUUUUCCACUAUUCACUGUAAAACAAAUUUAGGAUUGUUCAGAUCAUUGGAUUGUUAGAUCUAAACCAAAUAAAAAUAUUUCAGUUUGCCUACCACUUGGUUGUUUUCUUUUUACCAGUUAUCAUUGGCAUGGUCAGUUAACUCUCUUUAGUGAUAUCUGAAUUGAAGAAAAUAGAGUUGAAUUUGCUAUUUUACAGACAAAAUUUUUUUCUCUGUAGUUUAUUCCUGAAUUUAAUACUUAUCACCAGUGGGUGGCACUAUUGACUUUUUACAUAAUGAUGUCAAUUCUUACAAUCUCAAGUGUUUUUGAAAUGCCAAUUAUGAAGUGGCGAUCAGAAAUUCAGUCCUGUAAUAAUAUCUUUGUGGAUAAUUUUAUGCUUAAAAGCAUUUAAAAUUUGUGGAAUUAUAUAGGAAAUACUACUUUAUCUCUUCCUUUGCUUGUCUUCAGCUAACAUCCUCUAAAACAGCAUUUGCAGAGUAGUAUCUGAUGUUUUUGAGUAAAAAUUACUACUUUAAUAUUUGUUAGCAAAACUUUUUGCCAAAAUGGGUACAUAAAAGUCAUUUUGUUUUAAAGUUUAAAAAUAAAAUUUCUUAAAUUUAUAUAAAGCAUAAGUUGUCAGGCAUGGUGAUACAGUCCUGUAAUCCCAGCACUUUUUAGGGAGAGGCAGGAGAAUCGCUUGGAUUCAAGGCCAGUCUAAAUUACAUAUCAUGACCCUCUCUCAGAAACCAAAAUAAUAAUAAUAAUAGUUUGCAGUUACUAACAAGGCCAUGUCUAGACCUCCAUCCUAGUUCCUAUAACUAACGUGGAAUGGUCUUCUAUAGAAGUGCAUGCGCCCUGAUUUCAUGGCAUCUCUUGAGCAUUGUGAGCAUCCCAAUUUGUGACCAGCUGUUUAGGAGGAAGUUAUCUCUAGGAAGAUUUUAUCUUAAGUUUCUUCAGGAAAGACAAGAAAUGCCUCAUCUCUUCUAACAAGGUCUACAUUGGUAGACAAACAGUGAGAGCCCAUCUUUCAGCUCCAUGUAUGCCUAUUGUAUAUGCUUCUCAUGAAUGUAGCAGAAAUUAUUUAAUACUCUAAAAACUUGUAGCAGGACUAAAUAUGUGUUAUUAGAAGGGAAUUACUAAAUGGCAUGAAGUUCAGAAAUUAAUAUUUAUACUUCGAUUUCUUUACAGACAACAUUAUCUUUUUGAGUGACCAAACAAAAGAAAA